AUGCGCGCCUUCGUUGCUACUGCUCUCAUAUCCGCCGGCAUUAUCGCUGCUUAUGAUCUGCCUGAUAACCUAAAGCAGAUCUACGACAACCACAAGUCGGGAAAAUGUGACAACAAACUCGCGGGAGGUUUCUCUGAUGGCAUCAACGGCGCACACACAUUCGGAUACUGCGGCGACAUCGAUGGAGUCAUCUAUCCGCAUAGCUCGGCCAAUGGAGGAGAAUAUGACAACAUGGACGUGGACUGUGAUGGCUUAAACGACAAAGAUGGUGACUGCGGAGCCGAUGAAACCGGACAAGGAGAGACAGCAUUCAAAGUCCAGCUGAGCCAGUAUGGCAUCGAAGAUCUGGAUGCCAAUCUCCAUCCCUAUGUCGUCUUUGGAAACACCAACUUUGACCCUCAGCAAUAUGGAAUGGAACCACUCAGCGUCAUGGCUGUCGUCUGUAACAAUCAAGUGGGUGACACCAACGGCGAGGACUCCACUGGAGAAGCAUCUAUAUCGCUCGCUCAGAUGUGCUUCCCCGACGACGAUACCAACGGCAACAACGGACAUGGCCAGGAAGAUGUGUUGUACCUUGGAUUUACCGGUAAGGAUGCCGUUCCCGGUAACGAUGCAAACUGGCAAGCUGGGGACCGAAACGCAUUCGAGGACAGCAUCAAAGUCCUGGGUGACAAGCUGGUGGCCGGUCUCAAGGCAUAA
Messenger RNA from Penicillium argentinense, 699 nucleotides. Its product is annotated as glycoside hydrolase family 75 protein. Bases 1 to 699 code for a protein of 232 amino acids. The transcript has 3 exons. The record is from RefSeq and is a predicted model, not a curated record. Gene Ontology annotation, molecular function: chitosanase activity. NCBI's taxonomy places the organism in Eukaryota, Fungi, Ascomycota, Eurotiomycetes, Eurotiales, Aspergillaceae.